AUGGCUUCUCAGAAAUCUCCGCAUGCGAGGUUCAGCACCCUCAUCUUGAGUCGUCUGGCUUCUCAGCCCGACUCCAUUAUAGCGGCAAGCUCCACAUGCGAGAAAUCUCCGCAUGCGAGGUUCAGCACCCUCGUCUUGAGUCGUCUGGCUUCUCAGCCCGACUCCAUUAUAGCAGCAAGCUCCACAUGCGAGGUUCAGCACCCUCGCCUUGGGUCGUCUGGCUUCUCAGCUCGACUCCAUCAGCGGCAUGCUCCGCCAACGAGGUUCAAAGGCCCUCAACCUCUGCCUACAUGA
Molecule: messenger RNA, 294 nt
Organism: Lactuca virosa
Lineage: Eukaryota; Viridiplantae; Streptophyta; Magnoliopsida; Asterales; Asteraceae
Source: the annotation of a GenBank genome assembly